AUGGAAGAAAAGGACUACAAUGAGAAUACACCAUUGCAUCAUGCGUCCACCGGAAAGCGCCUCGAAAACAUGGAACUGUUGAUGAACCAAGGCGCUAACUUGGAGGCAAGGAAUGGCAAAGGUGAUGCACCUUUGCAUUCGAUUUGUAAAAGUAGCAAGAGCGAUGUUGACAACAAGGUUCAUCUACUGCUGGACAGGGGUACUAAUUUCGAAGCAAGGAACAACGAUGGCCGUACACCUUUGCAUGUGGCAACCAAUCUAAAUGCUGCUCGUAUUGUUUUGGAUCGAGGUGCCAAUUUGGAAGCAAGCGGCAAUACACCUUUGCAUGUGGCAUGCUCCGAACGCAACAUCGGCCUCAUUCGUCUGCUAUUGCACAGAGGUGCAGAUUUGGAAGCAACGACCAAUAGGGGAUACCGGCCGCUGCAUUUUGAAGCAGUCAAUGCUUUUACCGAUGUUGCUCGCCUAUUUUUAAUUUCUCGUUCGGGGCCAUGGCAGAUUCCAAGACACUUACAGGAACGACGUCCCUGUCCUUGGCAUGUCAAAAUAGCAAUUUGGAGAUUGUAUGGCUGUCGGUGA
Messenger RNA from Cylindrotheca closterium, 576 nucleotides. The record is from the annotation of a GenBank genome assembly. NCBI's taxonomy places the organism in Eukaryota, Bacillariophyta, Bacillariophyceae, Bacillariales, Bacillariaceae.